ACCAACUUGUUGAAGCCAGAGAAAUAUGAAUUUUUUACACAUCUCUUAUUGAAAGUGCAACCAUUUUUUCCUGUACCCCAAACAAUUGUUGCAUUACACACAGCAUAAGAUAAUUCCUCUAUACAUUUUCACAUCCCGUGGCUUCUGCUGGGAGAUAAGUCACCUCCUUAGGGUCACCCUAUAAAAAGCGCAAAAUGGCAAUUUACACCCUUGCCUCUGACCUGAAGCCUUUAUCCAAUGUGAAAUGCAACCAGAAUACUUCACUCUAAGCCAAAUGGGCCUGUGUUAUCACAAGACCAAAAAGGCUUUAGAUGUAAGGGCAUGUCUCUGGUUUCAUUGGAGUUUCUUGCAUCCUGUCUGUACUCCUGUGUGAAAAGCUAGCUUGUCUAGGCUAAGAAACAGAAAAGCUACCUGGUUUGCUCUAUGGCUAAGAGUAAGAAAGACCUUUCCCAAAAAAACCCACAAAAAACCCCAAUGUUUUGAACACUGUACCAUAAAUAUUCCUUAGGGUUAAAAUCUAAGCUGCACUUUAAUUGGUAUAACUGUUUUAACUUCCUUGUCCUUUGUGUUGCUUUUCCCAAGCUUCCCCUGCUCACUGAAGUUUUGAACUGGAUAAUUCAAACAUUCAGAACCAAUUAAGCGUCUUUAUUCAUAUACUAAUGUGUGAGGUUGGGUAGCUCUGCACUGAAUACGAAAGAAGUGCCUAGUAUUAGUUCAACCCCUGCCUGUGACAGCAAGAUGUCAUUAACUACUUUAGUCUAAAUGUCUGGUACAGUGAUAACUACAAAUCAAAUCUAUGAGCUCCUGCAAAAGCUGGUUAGCCUACUCAGUCACCUCAGGGCUGAACUGGAGCAUGAGCAUAUUGGUUUGGCUAGAUGCUGACUCCCUGGAUCUGUGGCACCUGCCAUGAAGAGGCAGCCUCAAGACCAGAGAGGAUUGUUAUUACAAAAAUACACCACGUGUGUAAGAAAGCAGUCUGAAUCUACCCUGGCAGAGUACCACUUUCUGUCACUUGCAGCAAAAAAAAGCCUUGGGCUGAUGAGUCAAAUGCAUGGCAGAUUUGACCCUACUCAAAAACCUGUAUCUUGACCCCAAUAGUCAAUGCUUCCUGCAGCAUAAACUGGCACUAAAUACAGACUAUUAUGGCACAAUCGCCUGCUUACACCCUUCCUCCUCAGUCAGCCAACCAAUCUCCACUGUUAUAGCAUAACAGUUGCAUCUUACGGGAAAGCUUGAUGCAAGCAGUGCUAGGCAGCGAAGCAAAGAAGGUUUGAGACAGACGGGGGGGUGGGGAGCCGAAGCAUCCUUGAGAGCCUGCUACAGCCCUUCCCAGCCAGUGUGGAAGCCAUUCUGGCACACCCCUGAUGGCUCCAACUUCUACCCCAGCACUUGCUGAGCUAAUCACCACCUGGGGUGUACUGACCUUUCUUGAUGUCAACAUUUGCUCUAUUGUCAGCUCGCACAAAGAAGCUGCCUGUGCGUUCCUUCCAGAGGGAAUUAUAAAGCAGCAUUACCCAGUAACAGAUUAGGCCACAAAAGCUAGUGCUGCUACAUAACUUUGCAGAAAGGCACAAACCCUUAUUCCAUAUGCACUAUGAUAGUGGGAGGUUUUUAACAUCAUGGCCUAAAAUCUUGGACUAGGAGUCUGCCAUUCCUGGCUAUGGAUCUAAUAAACAAAGAAAGGGAAGCAAGUCAGGUUCCAUAUCCAGCUAAAGAUGUACCUUGGUGAGUUGUCACUAUCUGGGCUUUGCUAGGAAGAGGGCUAAAUGUCAUAAUCCCUACUAGUUAGCUGCCUGGAACCUGUGUGACAAUUUAACACGAGCAGAAUGACAGAAUUCAGGGUGCAAUAGGGAGUGGCUGCUCCAGUGCUUCUGAAAAUACAAUGGGCAGCAAAGGCAGGUUAAAGCUGCCUGAAUAGUGACAGGUCCACAAAAGAGCACUCUACAAAGCCACAAUGGAAGAUGUGUGUUGUUUAACAGAAAUAACAAUUUCCAUCCUGCAGAACUUUACUCAACAGAAGGGGAGAAAAAUAAACUGUUCAGGACUAACCCUAAACUGCUUUUUAAUUUCUUUCAGGCCAAAGUAUCCCAGUUUCAACCAGGAAGAUAAAAUUUCUGUAGUAUGUAUAACUUAUUCAAAGUGAGUGCACUUAUUCUGCUUUUCCUAGACAUGGAGCUAUGCAGGCCACAGAGCUCCAGUUCCAUGGCCCCUAGGAAACUUACAAGGUAUCCCUGGCUUUCAAUAUUUCAUCAGAUAUUGUUCACACAUUUUCAAGCCCACCUUCAAAAACCUGGAGGCUAGAAAUGUUCCUUUUCAUUUAAAGAUAAAUUAUAUUCAUCAUAAUCAAUUAUAAUGAAUUAUACAUAUGCCCAAUGUGGGAAACGGGAGCAGAUUGGAGUUCUACUUACACUUGAGUGAAAUCUCCAAAAACACAUAGUUAUAGAUAUUUCUAAGUAUCAUUCCUUAACAACCUCUCAAAAACAGCUCCAAGCUCAUGCUUUUCUAUCUUGUAAGUGUAGAAUUUUAUUCUUACAAACAGGCAGCAACAGUUAAGACACCAAUCACUUGGCAAAGUGAAAUCUUCACUAUUAUCAUAACACAGACUGCCCCACAACUUAAGAUGGAGCCUCAAGAAAUAUGGUGCCCUUUCAGUAACUAGUACCACAGCAUCCAUUCUUCUUGCUUCUCCUUGUUAAUGUCCAUUAUACAGCACAUCACAGUCCAGAGAUAAGGAUAGUUUACCUGGAUACAGAUAAAGAGCUGUUUUACUGCAAUAUACUGUAGUGACUAUGAGUGUGAGCUUUGAUUGGGAAGUCCAUCUUCAAUCCACACAUAAACUCACUAGAUAGUCUUGAAUAAGCUACUAUUCAUCAGCUUCAACAUUCAAUCUGCAACAUGGGAACAAAAAUACUUGUCUACAGUAUAUGGUUGUUUCUGAUCUUUCAAAAAUGCAUUGUAUAAAUCUGAAGCACAAUUGUAUUUUAAUUAGCAGCCUGCCUUCCACAAGGCCACCACAAAGAAUUUUGAGAAAUAGCUGCAAAAGCAUUACAGUGAAGGAAUGUGGAACAAUUACAUAGGUAAGAUCCUCUUUAGCCUUGAACCAAGUGGUGGCACUCACUCUAGUCUAGCAUAUUUGCCAGUGAAGUUGUGGUAUGCCUAUAGCAGAGGUGGGCUACCUGCUAACCAAUUUUUAAAAACCCUCAGCAAGCCAUCUCUGGCAAGAGUGAUCUCCCCCUGCCCCCAGCCUGCUGGCCAGGGAGGAGGAGGAGAAGGAGGAGAGAGGGAGAGAAAGAGAGAGAGAGAGAGAGAGAAGUAAGGAGUGGCAGAAAAGAGAAAGGAAAGCUGGUGGCAGCCCCACCCAUGAUCAGCAUGCAGUCCCCGACAGACAACUGCUAAGGGAAUGAGGCCCUCAAAAAUAAAAGGUUACUCUCAUUACAAAAUUCAUGUAAAUAUAGGAAGCUGCCUUAUACUAUGACAGACUAUUCUAAGUGGAAGGAGCUCUCCAGGGUCUGAGACAGAGGUCUUUCCCAUCACCUGCCAUCAGAACCUUUUACAUGGAGAUGCCAGGAGUCAUAGCCAGUAUUACAAUACCAUUUAAAUAACUCCUGUGAAUUAGGGAACAUUUAUACCUACAUCUAAAAGAGAACAGAGGCAGGUGAUUACACAACUGCCAAAAGAAUAAAGCAGUCACCAGACAACAGUUCAUUUUCCAGGUGUGUUUCUAAAGGCCACUUUGCUUUCUACAACUAGAGGGUAUCUCCUGAGGAGUGAAGCUAAAGGAGAAAGCCCAAAGUGCCAUGAGUUCUGACUAUGACAUGCUAAGGAUUCAAUGAGUAACAGGAUGCCUUUGGGUAUGCUGUCAGGGCAGAUCAUCACUUCUGCAAAUGCCCCCUCAAGCCAGCAGCAGUAGUGUCAGCCCCCCCGCCAGGCUCAUCAUGAUACGCUCUCAGAAGCAGGUAAGCGGAGGAAAGGUUCCCAGAUUAUAACAUAAGGACCAAUAUUACUGCCACUCCAAAGAGAGAGAGUGUGUGUGCGAUUCAGUGGGAUUCAGAGGCUACAGUAGUGCAAAUUAAACCGUGAAGCCAAUGUCAGAGACCAAUAACAUGCCAAGGGCACUCUCAGUCCCCUGAAAAAGAUCAAGAUGGGAGCAGCUAUGCCCACCGAAUAGGUGAAGUACAAAACUACUGGAACUCAAGACAGGAUUGCCUGAGACAAAUGUACACUAAAAGCCUGAGCACAUUGAAAGCUCCUAAUCCCGUGUGCGAAAAUUAACUGGGGUGCAGGAUAAGGCACUUCCACCCAAGCCACCCCGCAACCCCAACACAGGUACCCUAAAGCGGCCCCUCCUCCCCACCUCUCACCUUCUCCACGUUCUCCACGGUGAAGUCCAGGGUCUGCGGGAGGGCAGCGGCGGCAGCCUCCCCUCGGCGCUCCAUGGCGCCGGCACGCCGACGGUCUGAGCCUCGCCCUGCACUGGGGCUCAGCUACAGGGGGGUAGGCGGCGGCGGCGACAGCAUCUUGGGGUGGAAGGACGGGCGAAAGAAGAGAAGAGCAGCCCCCCAAACGAGAAAGGGCAAUUCUCUCUGCCUGUGUCUCGCCCGAAGGAAAGGGGAGUGCUACGUGUGCUCAGCCUGUCAAUGGGAGGGGUUUUUCUUUUUUAAAAAAGGGGUGGGGGCUGCCGGAUUCUUUCCCAAUAUUCUUCUUUUUUAAAGGCGCGAUGUCUUAUCAGCUUCUCUGCAAGAGGGAUACAUGCCUAGCUGCCCCCCACAGGGUGAUGUGGGGGAGACGGGACUCUCAGCAGGGAAAUAAGGGGAGAAUAUCCCGCCUGUUCCCAACAAGAUUCAGAGUGAAUGGAAGCUACCUGCCUCCGCCCCGGUAAAGCGCACGGACUAUCUGCGCCCCGCCUUGAGCGGGAUUAUUGGGAGGGAGGGAGCACAGAAAAGGCUUGAUAAACUGACGCAAAUUUCCUGGGGAAGCGGGGAAUCUGUCCUUCUGCCCUUAAUGGCGGAGGAGGUACCUGCCUAUCACCCGCCACAGACACAGACAGACAGAAGGGCGUCUGCCGGUCUCGUACUCGCCCGGCCCCUCCCGCUCAACGCCCUCCGAGGAGGGUCGCUCUAUCUGCCUGAGGCGGCAACCGCUGCCGCCGCCACCGCCGCCGAGACGCCUCCCUGGCCGCUCAGUCGGACUAAUUGACUGGCAGUUGGUCCGGGCACCCAGUGGGGCACCCAGUGAGAGCGGAGGGAGGGAGGGCCUCACGCGCUGCCGGGUUGUCUUCGCCAAAAGCCCUCUUGCCAGCUCGCUCGCUCGCUUCCAGUCAGGCGCCAAGAACAGCCGCUUCCCGCUGAGGACCAAGCUUGUGGCGGAAGGAUCAUGGGAGUUGUAGUUCCCAGCUCCGGAAGCGAGAGAGACAUUGGCCGAGGGGUGCUCAUGGGAGUUGUAGUUCUUGCAGUGUGGCGAGUCUCUGCCUACUGCACCCCCUGGUGGCGGGGAAAAAAUAGUGAAUCUCAGCUAAGCAGUGGGAUUCUGCGAGACUGGGGCGGACGAAGUUGGAAGUGGCACCCCGGUAAGGGAGUCUGGUCCAGGUACCUCGUAGCAGCAGCAAAUUUGCAGCAGGUAUAAAAUAGAAUGUUAUGGAAACGCUUAGGUAACCCAUAAAUCACUCAAAGCAAUUUACACAAGCAUUCCCAAUCCCGGUAGACAACCUUUCAAGUGGCAUUGGUGGGUGGGGUCAGGUGUAAAAGAAGGCAGAGCAUCGGAUGUGACUCACCUUUGCGUAGUGGGCUACUUUUUACAGUUCAAUGACAUGUUCUGGUCAGAUAAAAAAGCUGAAGGGGGCACAGAGCACGGUCAGUGACAAUGCUGGAUUAAACCCUGUGGAGGCCCCAUGGCAGUUGAAAUAUUGGGGGAGGGCUCACAAAUUAUCUCCUAAUACAUUUCUUGUAAUUUCUUAAAAGACCAAGUCAAUAUUAUUUUGAUCCAUUGUCGAGGGGCCCCUAAAAGGCAUAGGCCCAUAGGCCAGUCAGUGAAGGAUGUGGCCUGGGAGGUCUCAGGGCGGGAAAGAGAAUUUGGAGAGCUACAAUCAGCCCCCAUCCCUGAGGUUCCUCAGCCCUGCUUAAACAUUUAAACAACAAACAACCAAACCCUAAGACCACACCAGUCCCAGCAACAUAAAAAACAAAACUAGGUGUCUUUAUGAACCUGGGCAGAAAAGGGGGGGGGCAGCUACUUUACAGAUGUACUCCUACACUCUUCGACAGAGUAAGUCACCAGGACUAACUUCUAAGUAAACACUGCACAACAGGCGCCAGUAUAAACACUGCUUAAGCUACUUGUGUGGUAGGCACUAGUCCAGGAUUUAGUAAUGUGUGAAACGUGUUUGCAUAACUAACUGCUGGAGUACAUGCAGUUAUGCGUGCCUAAUUUGUUAUUACCAUCACUUGUGUUUAAAGAUUCUUUAUUAUUUGUUUAUCCAAUCCUGAUCGGUAGUUGGAUUUGUUCUUUUUAAUGAUUGGUGUAGACGGCAGGUUGUAAAUAUUUUAAUUAAUAAAUAAAAUAGCUUACCACUGAUAUUUACUACCUGCUAAAUUUGAAAACAUCUCAGAUUAUUCUGACCAGUGUGGGAGAUGUGAUUUGUACAAUGUUGUCUCUAGUUUUAAUGGGGUCUUACUUUUCAUAAUUUUUGUUUUCAGUGUGGAAAAGUCACUCCAACAGAACUCCCUUUUUCCUUUCAGGAAUGUGUUGAUAGAUGCCAGCUUAACCUUGGCUCAAAUUGGAGAAGCUCAGCAGCACAAUCUAUUCUUUACCACCUGUGCUGUUGUUAGAAAUGAAUAAAAUAACAUAUUC
Messenger RNA from Podarcis lilfordi (Lilford's wall lizard), 6846 nucleotides. The record is from the annotation of a GenBank genome assembly. Lineage: Eukaryota; Metazoa; Chordata; Lepidosauria; Squamata; Lacertidae.